Messenger RNA from Scylla paramamosain (green mud crab), 747 nucleotides. RefSeq names its product cuticle protein CP1876-like. The transcript is spliced from 2 exons. Lineage: Eukaryota; Metazoa; Arthropoda; Malacostraca; Decapoda; Portunidae. The coding region runs from base 96 to 566 and encodes 156 amino acids. The record is from RefSeq and is a predicted model, not a curated record.
GGGCCGAGCGGGAGGAAAACCGAGGGCCACGCUGCAGUAUAUAUUGAGGGAAGCCGGAAAGCCAGGCACAGUUCGGCUCCCUCCCGUUCAGCGACAUGAAGACUCUGGUUGUUUUGGCAGUGAUGGUGGCGGCCACCGCCCAUCAGGCCUACGGCAUCCCUGUACCCGGCACUCUCUCCCACGGCACCCACGCCUACGGCUAUGGGCAGGCGCCCUACGUGGGUCCGCUGGCUUCCAGUGUUCCUGCCGGCAUCGGCGGAAAGGUCAUCCCUGUCUCGGACACCUACGAGGUGGCGGCCGCCCGUGAACAGUUCUUCAGAGCCUACCAGGACCAGCUGAACACAAUCUAUGCCAUCCGCGCCAGCCGACCCGCCUACCACAACACCUACGGCUACGGGCACCAUGGCUCUGCAGGCGCCGUCCACGUGUCCCACGGAACCCACUCCUCUUACGGCACCCCUGCUGUGCACGCCCCCGUUGUGCACACUUCCCACGCCGUGCACGCCCCCGCAGUGCACACCUCCCACGUCGUGCAUGCCGCCCCCGCCGUGCACCACGAAUAUUAAAACAGUCCAGCAGGAACACGUCGAAAGUAGCGGCUUUCAGGCUGAGUUCUUCUCGACGUAGCACACUGACAAAUCCUUCUUCGCUGCCAGAACACUAUUACAACUGAUGUCUUCUCCACCACACCCGAUCUUGUCAAAUAAGUGUAUGUACUGUACAGGUCAAUAAAAACAUUAAAAAACG